Messenger RNA from Penicillium manginii, 216 nucleotides. RefSeq lists its product as uncharacterized. The transcript has 2 exons. NCBI's taxonomy places the organism in Eukaryota, Fungi, Ascomycota, Eurotiomycetes, Eurotiales, Aspergillaceae. The coding region runs from base 1 to 216 and encodes 71 amino acids. The record is from RefSeq and is a predicted model, not a curated record.
AUGGCCAUAGCUGCUACCGGGACUUGGGGAAGACCGGUUGAUGUCUCCACUUAUGCGUUACUGGACUUACUGCACCCUAUGCCUAUUUUGGUUGGUCGACGACGGCAGCAGCAGGCAGAAGAAUGGAAGAGUGCGUGGGGCCAGGCUCGUAUAUUCGUAUACGUCGACCGACACGGAGAAUUGAACCUCCAUUUUAUGGCGAAAAAGGCACGGUGA